Molecule: messenger RNA, 4231 nt
Organism: Neodiprion fabricii
Lineage: Eukaryota; Metazoa; Arthropoda; Insecta; Hymenoptera; Diprionidae
Product: protein KATNIP homolog
Exons: 16
Coding region: 667-3636 (989 amino acids)
Source: RefSeq, a predicted model, not a curated record
CCGAAAAUAAUGAUAAAUUCAUAUUUUGGUAGAAAAUUUAACGCUCUACAAAAAAGCUCUGAUGCAUAAAAUUCGUAAAUGAAAGCGUUCGUGUGUUGAUUAAUGAAUUGGAUGUAGAGAGCUCAAAUUUUCAGAUUUUUUUAAUUUUUUUUUUCAAUUUAAAAACGUUUAAGCUCCUGGGAGAGUACAAAUUCAAAAAAAAACCCUGUUAAUGAUCACCUUAGCGUGCAUAGAUGUGUAAUAGUGGCAUAUGACUUAACACUUCUCCAUUUCAAAUUCUUCAUUAAUGACCGCACGGUAACCUGGCAACGGAUUUGCUUCUCGAUGUAAACACACCUGUCACUAUUACAUUUCUAGAGGCCAAGGAAUGCACCUAUCUCACAAGCAUGGCCGUGUUAGUCGAAAGCUCGAUAUACGUUUAAAGAAAUGAAAAAAAAUGUGCCAUUUUUUACACACUAUUUUCGUACAUCUAUUAGAUUUUAUAUUCAAAGAAAUCCGCUACAACGUUUAUUUCUAUAAUCUUAUUCCGUCUUAAAAUUUACCUGUAAUAAUAGUUACGCGAUUAAAAUAAAAGUAAAUAAUGCUUUUAAAAUCUGAUGUGAAAAUUACCUCACACGUCUGAAUAAAUAAAUAAAUAAAUAAAUUGAUCUUCAAUUACAAUAAACAAUGGAGAAAGUAACCAGUGACGAUACCUCGAUUUCCGAUUCAAAUAGAAUUUUCAACAAGUUGCCUCCAUGGCUUGUAGAAAUGACUGAGAGUGUGAAGAAACUAAAGACGCCAGAAGAAAGAGUGAAUUUUCUUUCGUGCAAGCCAUUUGCAUCAGACGAAUCGUCGAUCAGUCCAGCUGUUUCUUCGAUGAUUACCGGUGUUACAGAAAAAAGCAACAGAACAAACGAAGAGUCGCGUCAACUACCAUUUACAGUUGAAACUCCCGACGGAGUUGGCGGCUGUAUUAUCUUACAAUCAUCGACGACCGCUUCGCUUCCAAAUACGCCGAAAGAUGAACAUGAAUUUUUACGAGCCUACUCGGCACUCUCAGCCUUCAGUUUACCGGAGUCGAAUGAAAACAAGUUCGCAAUGUUGGAUAAGUACCUGGAAAAAAAAGAUGUCGAGAAAACUACGGAUUCUAAGAGUGGAGUAAAAAGUUGGGAACGCUUACAUUCCCCUUUAGAGUCGAAACCAUCUGCGGAAACCGAACAGCGGUUAGAUCGUAGCGUGCUAGACAGAAAACCAUUCGAGAGACUCGCGGCUAAUCAUUCGGCCAUUGACGUUCAGAUAAAGAAAACUAGAAGAAUGACCCGACAGCAGCAGCAAAUCACCGGAAAACCUUCGAGAAUUCACAUACCACCCUACAGACGUACGAGUACUGAUUUAUUGGAAGAGGAAACUGGUUUGAAUUUACCCAUCGGAGUAGUGAGAAGGAAGCAAGAUUAUUUAGCCGGAGUUGCGUCGAGAGGAGAUGUUCGAGUAGAAAGCAGCGACCCUGUUAGGAGCGAUGAAAAAAUGAUAAACGGAAAUAGACUAAGAAUUGAAACGACAGUUUCCGCACCUGCGUCUAUUUCACAGCAGAAAAAUGUCAGUAAAUUACCGAUAACAGAUAAAGUUGCAAAAUUGAAUCUACAAGCUUCUGGGAAACCAGCUCUCACCGAGGUUGUUAAAAAAAGUGUGCAAACAGAUUUAAAUCAAGCAGAAAGUAGUCCAAACUCACUCUUGUCCAAUUGUAGGCGACCCUUGUAUCACUACGAGCGAUAUCCACCAAAAGAAAACUCUAUUGCUUAUGAUUUCAUAAUACCUGAACUGCCACGUGGAACAACGCUUGUCAUAGAUAUUUUAACAACGUGGGGUGACAAACACUACGUAGGGCUCAACGGAAUUGAGAUAUUUUCUGACAUAGGUGAACCCGUAUGCAUAAGCAAGAUAUGGGCUGACCCUACGGAUAUAAACGUGUUACCGGAGUACAACAACGAUCCACGUGUUGUUGGCAAUUUAAUUAACGGAAUAAAUCAAACUACAGACGACUACAACUUGUGGCUUGCUCCGUACACAAGCGGAAGCCAUCACUACAUUCACAUGACGUUUGAGGCAGCGGUAAAUGUUGCAAUGAUCAGAAUUUGGAACUACAACAAAUCCAGAAUUCAUUCUUACAGAGGAGUUAGAGAUGUUAAAAUUACACUUGACGAUGUUGUUAUAUUUGACGGUGAAAUUGCCAGGGCAUCCGGAGGUGUAUUUGGCAACAUUAAUUCGUUUGGAGAUACGAUCCUCUUCACAACGGAAGGAAACAUUUUGGAGCUGAUAUCGAAACACGAUGCGACGUAUUCUUUCGGCGCGGGUGAAAUAGAAUCACCGACAAAGGAAACGGAUCGACCAAUAACAACGGAUACAGGCGAAGGACGUCCGCUGACUUGUGCCAGCUCUAAUCAAUCAAACUCGUCUAACUACAGCAGUAAUAUAUUUUCGUACAUUUGCAAAGAGGUCGAAUUAGUUCUUCUUUCCAAUUGGGGACAUUCCGGUCUCAUCGGGCUGACUGGAAUAGAGUUGAUAGGUGAUCAAGAUUCCACAAUUCCUUUAACACAGGCCUCGUUAUCCUGUAACGUUGGAUGCAAGCAUCUCAAUCGAUUGAUAGAUGGAAAUAAUUUGACUACAGAACCUAGCCACAUGUGGGCCACUUAUUUUUUACAAGGGGAUAACCCGACUUUAACGAUUACUUUUCAAACAGAGAUAUUUUUUACUGGAAUAAGAAUUUGGAACUACAAUGCCUCCUUGGACCUUUCGUAUUGCGGGGUGAGGCAAAUGCUUAUUAAAUUGGAUGGGAAAUCGGUGUGUAACGAUUGUGAUGGUUUUAUGUUAAGAAGAGCACCGGGUAGUUGUCACUACGAUUUUCUGCAAGAAAUUAAUUUUGCUAAUCAGUCUGCGAUAUCAGAGCCAUUGAAACAUCGGAUUACGUCAAUUGAUGCGUUUCUCAAAACUAAUCACAUGUGUGACAAUGCCGACUACGAAGCUCCGAUGAUGCCGCAAGGAUUCGUCUAUCAAGUGAUCAUCUUUUCAACUUGGGGUGAUUCUUAUUACGUUGGCCUGACCGGUAUCGAAAUGUAUGAUUCUAGUGGAUGCAUGAUUAAAUUAACGAAAGACAAUAUCACAGCCUACCCAGAAAGUGUGAACAUAAUCGAGGGAGUAGACAACGAUGUUCGCACUCCUGACAAAUUAGUAGAUGGUGUAAACGAUACUACAGAUGGUCAUCACAUGUGGCUGGCUCCAAUUUUACCAAAUCAGACCAACAGAAUUUACAUUAUCUUUGACUCUCCGGUUAUGGUAUCUGCUAUUAAAAUGUGGAACUAUAAAAAGACUCCACAGCGCGGAGUUAAAGAAUUUGCUAUAUUAGUGGACGAUUUGUUGGUCUACAAUGGUGUUCUACAUAGCCACAUUCCUUACGGUACCGUAUUGUUCAGUGGUAGUAAGGAUGAUGCUUCUGAGAAUCACAGUUUAAUCCAAAGUGCACAAAUUGGUCAGGACACCAAGCUUUUAAAUUUGGAAAGACGAGCUACGUCAGGUGGCGACUGUUAUGCAGAUCCAUUGCUGCGACCGCAUACAUCACUGAUGCAAGCCAAUGUACGCAAUAAUACAAAACCCAAUAUAUGAUUGAUAUUCAAAAAGCAUGAAGGUUUGAUACACUGCAUCCUUUUUGGAACGAUUGCGUGAUAACGUUUUAACGAGUACGAGCUGUUCACACAUAUAAUGUGUUGAAUGGCUAGAUGUGUCAGUAUCUAAAUUUUUCCUUGAAACUUGGGACACCAAAUUCUGAUGAAGUUACAUAGAAUUUGACUAUCAAAGUCAUUUUCUGAUAUGUAUCGGAGGUUGGGGGCACGGUAGAAAUAUUUCUUUAACACUUGACUAUGCAGCUAUAUCAAAAUGUAAAAUUACUGUGAAUUAGGAUUUUUGUAUAUUCGUAAUAGAUGCCAAUACACACGUAUACAUGUAGGUAUCGAUAUCAGCCUGGUACCAAUAAGAAGUUAUUCACUGCCAUUACAAAAAAUGUCUCCUGUAAUAAGUCAUAUCCCAUUGCGACUGAAAUUAACAUUGAACAAUAGUUGAGCAUAGAUGCAUAAGUUUGAUUUUGACUUCAUUAUUUUAUUCCAUGCUUUUAUUUGGGACCUAUUACAUUAUUGUAAUGGAUCUUAUCCACAUAAAAGGAAAAUCUCUCUCUGCAAAUUGUACAAAUGUUGUAAUAGAUAAC